AUUGUCUUGGACGUUCCAGGCGAAUCUAGCUAUCUCUCUAAAAUUGUCCUUCGGUGCUUUCCAUACCUGUAGGGGAUGGUAGUCGCCAUGUCUACUGAUGGCAGGACUGGCAGUUCUGCAUAAUGCACUUAGAGAGGUUGCGGUUCUGUGACUCAAGCACGUACGGGUUAUGUACUGUUGGAGUGUAUGGGAAUCCUUUUUUGGCAGCAUGCAGAGGGAUGUAGGCAGUUUUCCCUUGGCACCGGCCUUGAGGGUAAAGUUGAUCGCUACCGGCUUCCGUACAGUGGAUACUAUCCUUGAAUUCAAUGCUGGGGAGCUGAGCAGAGAAGCUGGUAUCACUAAUGAAGAGGCUGUGGAAGUUCUACAAAUUGUAAAAGGAGAAGCGCAAAGCAGCUCAUCAUGCCAGAUAAUCCAGAAGCGCACAGCACUUGAUCUGCUUGUGCAGGAACAAUCUCAGGGAUUUAUUAUAACAUUCUGUUCAGCCCUGGAUGAAAUCUUAGGUGGAGGAGUCCCAGUAGCCAAAGUUACAGAGAUCUGUGGAGCACCUGGUGUAGGGAAGACACAGCUGUGUAUGCAACUUGCAGUGGAUGUUCAGAUCCCAGAAUGUUUCGGAGGUGUCGCUGGCGAAACAGUUUUUAUUGAUACAGAAUGCAGCUUCCAGUUAGAGCGGCUAAUGGAUAUUGCUAAUGCUUGUCUUCUACAUUGCAAUCUUAUUGCACAGGGUCAGCAAGAUGAAGAUCAUGUUAAGGCGAUGCAGACCUUCACUCUCAAUGAAAUUCUAUCACGGAUUUAUUACUUCAGUUGCCAUGAUUAUGUUGAACUGCUAGCACAAAUUAACUUACUCCCAGACUUUCUUGCCAAUCAUCCAAAGAAGGGUUCGCCGACACCACUCCACGGUCCUCCCCCCUCCCUUCAGUAAGAUUUCGUUAUCGCUACUGUGGGCUUACAGCUGCUUCAAUCGCUUUGUGUGCCGACUCCUGCAUUUCGUCUCCUUUCACAAAUGCUGGGUGUCAUUGAUCCCGUGGCCUUCAGAAGACCACCCAGCUUUACAAACACUAUAUUUACUGCCCAUCUUUAAUAUUUAAGCCACGGCCUUCCUUCUCACUUUGCAAAAAAAAGAAGCGUUUCCAUCAAAGCUUUUCUUCUCUGACUAAUCACGUGACAUGGCUUUUGCCUGCUUGGCUCAUUUGUUCAGACACAGACCAGAUGGUAGUUUUCUGCGCAGUCACAGAUCUGCUCCCCAACGCACUAACAGGGAAUGUCGCUGACCCAGCGCAUUAACAGAGAAGCGGCUGACAGUAGUCCACUGCCUAAGCGAGUAACAGACCCUUGUUAAUACUGAUGGUUGUUUGGGAGAACGGGUACUGGAUGUUAGGUUAUAAAGCUAAAGCGAUGGCUAUUUGCACAGACUCUGAGAAUUGCCUUGCGCUAUUGGAGAGCGGUUUCUUCUGCUAGCCAAUCAGAGGCUAGUAACGGAAAAACUCCCACAUGACACCUCCCCCUUUAAAACUUUCGCCUAAGCCUGUGUGAGAUUACCAGCUUUUCGAGUGAAUUUAAAAUUGUACAGUUGGCAAAAUGUACACAAUUAUUGCGAAAAAUAGAUUACCAUGCUUAGGGGACUAUAAUCUUUUGUUUUUUGGGUAGCAGUGAAGAAAGGUGAACCCCUUUAAAUACAAUUUUAAAAAUCCCAUAAGAAUGAAUAGAAUGUGGGUAAGUUUUUAUUUAUUAAGCUCUAAACUCACAUUUUGAUAAAUCUGCCCCAUAAAGUGUAGUUCGAAACUUGCUUUAUAAGAUGUUCUGUGUUUUAAAUUAUGUCAAUCAACUAUAAACCUUAAAAUGAUGAGUCGCUUUAAAAAAAAAAACAUAAUUUUCCAUUGAUAUUGGCUCUUGUAUCCAUCUGUGUUGAAAGGAACAUUAGGCAUGUCUGACACAGUGCCAGGAAGUGGUCAUCUUUUUGUAAUCUAUAAACUUCUUUGCAGGAUCACCUAUUGUUGAAAUAUAAAAUUGUAUGAAAUGCCCGAAGUUGGAGCAGAAGCAGGCAACAAAGAGGGAAUAGAUGUUAUAAUAUACAAACAUUAGAAAUUAAAAAAAAUGUGCAGUGAAGAUAAAAAGACAAGGCUCUAACCUAGAGACAUUACUAAAUACUUGCACAGCAUAGCAGGGAACGCAUGUCACUGGUGUGCUAAAAGCAAGCUCCAAAAUAAAAAGAUACCUUGAAUAAACUCACAACUUAAAUAUUUUGGUAAAACACAACUAGACCUUUAUUAAAUAACCCCCUAGGUAUCCAAAUUCCAUUAAAAAAAAAACCCUCAAACAGAAUACCUCAGGUCCCAAGCAAUCCAGAUAAUACAUUCCAUAUAUGUAUUUUUGGAAAGUACACAUUCAAAUUUAAUUAAAAAUAAAUUCAAAAUGGGUGAAUGUAUUUCAACUCCAAACUAUAUUAAACAUUCAAAUAUGAAUGCAAAGAAUUUUCCAAGCAUAUACCCAGAUGCAUAGGAUUACAAAACUAUGGGGCCGAUUCACUAAGCUCGAGUGAAGGAUUC
Molecule: messenger RNA, 2543 nt
Organism: Xenopus laevis (African clawed frog)
Lineage: Eukaryota; Metazoa; Chordata; Amphibia; Anura; Pipidae
Gene: rad51c.L
Product: RAD51 paralog C L homeolog
Exons: 5
Coding region: 170-919 (249 amino acids)
Biological process (GO): DNA repair; reciprocal meiotic recombination; meiotic DNA recombinase assembly
Cellular component (GO): mitochondrion; nucleus; perinuclear region of cytoplasm
Molecular function (GO): four-way junction DNA binding; ATP-dependent DNA damage sensor activity; DNA binding
Source: RefSeq, a predicted model, not a curated record